Acaromyces ingoldii is the source of this 393-nucleotide messenger RNA. RefSeq lists its product as hypothetical. Bases 32 to 337 code for a protein of 101 amino acids. NCBI's taxonomy places the organism in Eukaryota, Fungi, Basidiomycota, Exobasidiomycetes, Exobasidiales, Cryptobasidiaceae. The record is from RefSeq and is a predicted model, not a curated record. The transcript has 2 exons.
CGACGCGCGGCGCCGAUUCGACCCGCCCGCCAUGCUCGCGACGCUUGGCCAGUCCGCCGCGCGCCUCCACGACCGCAGCGAGAGCUUUGCCAGUGCCUUUGUCGAGGGCCUCCCGCUCGACGUCGUGGCUGCCGGCCACGCGGAAGUGGCAGGGAUAGCAGCUGGAUCAGGAGCAGGAGCAGGGUCAGGAACAGGAGCGGGGGCAGGAGCAGCGGCGGGGACAAGCAACGGGCAGGAGGUCGACGCCGCGUUUGUGCGCCAGUACCGCUCGAUGCGGACAGUGUACCACAAACGCAACAUCAUGGCCGACCGGUGGGCCAAGGGGAGCGUGUCGUGAUGUAAGAGUGCAAUUGCAGUAAAAGAUAAUGAUACAGUGCAUGAUUGAAGAGUAGA